AACAUGAUUCCAGGCAGCUUCUGUCGCCAAGAGCAUCUACCUACACCGAUUUACGUUUGGCGAGAGGGACAUGCGUAACAUAGAAAAUCCGGGGCUGUAGCCCCCGGAUACAGAAGUAAGACCCAAUGAUAUAUAAAGGGUUAUUGUGAGCUUCUGAUAUUCCGACUUUCUGCUCUGUAUACUCCAGCCUGUCCUACCUUCUACCCACUUUAAGUAAAUAUUCCGGCCUCUGAUAUAUAAACCAUGGCUUCGUCGUUGGAGUGUGAGGUUAAACAGACUGUGGAUCCAGAGGGAAUGCCACCUUUAAGCCCAACUCUAUCCUCAUUGAGCGAAGACGCCGAAACCAUGACGGGAGUUCGACGGGAGAUCGACGAGGACGCUCUUUCUAUGCUAUCCAAAGAAUCUUGCCCAGACCACGCUGGGCGUAAGACGUUCACCGUCUCGAACGACGAGCCAGCGAAGACGGUGUACGAAGCAUGGAUGGUUCUCGAUAGCGGGGGUACCAUCGACCGAGUUGCCUGGAAGACGUUCUGUGGCAUCAAGUUCGGUAGCAAAUGGAAGAGCUACAACGACGGAUUCCUGACCAUCGAACCCCUGACAUCUUACGCUCAGGAAGAGUUGGCCGAAUUGCACGCGAACGCUAUUCGAGAAUACAGUGCUAAGGGCUCUAAGAAGGGAAGAUCGUACGCCCAGGACCUCGCCAACCGAGUCUUCCGUCUCAAUGCGGGGGUGUAUAACCAAAUCCAGUUUGUCAUAAACAACAAGCUCAGGUCAACAAACAGGACUCCGUUCCGCCGCCGCGACUGGCAAGUCGUUGUCCUCGAGGAGGGCGAGUUCCGGAUGACGGAGCUACUCCCGGAGCGCAAGAGGAAGGGCCUGUUCCGUCGCCGCCAAGAGAAACCGGUCGUGCUCAAAUAUUUCGUCGUCCUCCGGGGCGAGGAAGUCAAGGCGGCGAAAGAGGGGGACGGCUGGCGGACGUUCAGCCCUUACUCUAACCCCUGGUGGCGAGUUGACGGGCGGGAAACCUCCGAGGCGCGCAGAAGCCAUCGCGAUCACGUAAAGAGAGUCGGCCAGGCACUCGGUGGGAGCCGUGGGCCUAUCGUUCGCAAUAUGGGAAACAGGCCGAGGAUUUAACGAUACACACGAAUGAUGUUAUGGGACGUAUGGAUCAGUUAUACGGGUUAUGACGGGGUUAUGGGUUUCUAGUUUUAUGAUUUCCGGUGUUGUUAGGUUAGGGGGAUCAGGGAUGGGAUGGGAUAUGAAACUUUUUGCUGUGGCCGUUCUAAAGUUGAGACAAUAACCCUUGGUGUUUAUCCUGUUUCUUUGAUCAUGGAUAGGAUGGUAUUUUCGAAAGAGUUCAUAUCAUUGAUAAGUAGGUAGGUAGUGAUCAACCAAUAGCUUAUUAGAUAGAUACCUCACUUCCAAUCGUUCCUAGCUAGAAAUAAAUUACUAUGCAAAUGGAAGCAUCCAACGGUUGUUAGUUGGCACC
This is a messenger RNA of Daldinia loculata, 1489 nucleotides long. RefSeq lists its product as uncharacterized. The coding region runs from base 244 to 1134 and encodes 296 amino acids. The record is from RefSeq and is a predicted model, not a curated record. NCBI's taxonomy places the organism in Eukaryota, Fungi, Ascomycota, Sordariomycetes, Xylariales, Hypoxylaceae. The transcript is spliced from 2 exons.